This is a messenger RNA of Zeugodacus cucurbitae (melon fly), 1948 nucleotides long. RefSeq names its product nuclear hormone receptor HR96-like. The transcript has 3 exons. The record is from RefSeq and is a predicted model, not a curated record. Bases 670 to 1185 code for a protein of 171 amino acids. NCBI's taxonomy places the organism in Eukaryota, Metazoa, Arthropoda, Insecta, Diptera, Tephritidae.
GUUAUGUUAAAGUAAAAUUAAUUAAGUAGUGAUUAUAGUUAAACAAAUUCGAAAGCGCUAAGAAAGUUCAACGCAGUAUUUUGAAAGGAUAUCUCUGCGGAUUAUAUAGAAUAGAACUAAUAAAAUCGUGAAAGGAAAAUGCAUUUUGCGCCAGCUAUCGGAAAAUAGCUAACAUUAAACAAAUAUUGGUCUAUGCAAAGUUAUUAAAAUAGUAAAAAAUAGAUUUCAUUUAAAUUGUGUAAUAUUAAUAAUAUAAAUCUGUACUUCAUUACAUUCAUAUACGUAUUUAUAUAAAAAAUAUUCAUACUUAAUAAUUUCCCAAUUCAUUUUGUCAGUUAAAAAACUUUACGUUUUUAAACACUGAAAUUAUUGAAACGAAACAGCCGUCAAAGAAACGCCAGAGAAUGUCAAUUAUAUUUAACGUUCUCUGCGUUCUCUGCAACCACCGCCAUUGGAAGAGUUCUACAAGCAAAUACCGGAGGAUCAAGGAUUUGUACCUAUCGAGAAGCAUAUUCAAAAAUCACUAGAAUCCUCCAACAAACCUAAAAUUGGAGAAAUGCCUUGGCGAAGAAACAGUUUACCUGUCCUUUUAGUCAAAAUUGCGAGAUUACUGUGGUUACGAGACGAUUUUGUCAAAGAUGUCGUCUGAAAAAGUGCAUAGAUAUUGGAAUGAAGAGUGAAAAUAUCAUGUCAGAGGAAGAUAAGCUGAUCAAACGACGUAAGAUUGAAAAUAACCGAGCUAAACGCCGUCUCAAUGAUAAUAAAGCCGGUUCGAUCACAGACAGUGCGGCUUUUGAUACGGUUUCACACGAUUCACAAAGCUCUUUUGACAGCGGCAAAGGCACUGGUAGUAAUAAUAGCGGAUCAGCGGCUUUGGGUAAUCAGUCAUCACCGAUGAGCGCCAAUGUGCCAAUAAGAUCACCAAUCUUAUUAGAAUCGGACGGUGAGGCAAAACCUGAACUAAUGACCAGUGAGGAAAUAGUUGAAUUUAUUGUUUGUGAUCCCGAUCGAGCAUCGCAAGUAAUAAGUAAAUUAAUGCGUACAAAAGAUGAAGCGAUAGCUAUAGUGGAGAAAAUCCUCACUUCGCAAAAAGAUGCACUGAGGCUCGUCUCACAUUUGAUUGCAUUCCCAGGUGACGCUUUGAAAAUUAUUAGUAAAAUAAUGAAUUCACCAUUUGUUAGUUAGUUAGAAAUCAUUUCGAAAAUUGUUAGUUCUCCUCAGGAUGUUGUGCAAUUCAUACGAAAUCUUAUGGAAUGUCCUGAAGACGCGCUGGAUAUCAUGAAUAAAUUUAUGAAUACACCUGCAGAAGCGCUGCGCAUAAUCAAUAAAAUAUUCAAUACAUUGAAUCCACCAACACGUAGCGAUGAAUUGCAUAAACUACUCUUAGAUGCCACAAAGGAAAACACGGAUAGAUCAUUCCAGCCAACACAAGGGCCUAUCGAAUCGGAAAGUGCUGAAAAUGGGAAUUACUUGCUUAAAUUCUUUCACAAGGUAUUUCUAUUGCGUCUUUACUAAGACCUAAACUUCAGCUUUUGGACAGCUGAUUCAAGAGAUGAAGCUUUUUGAGUCAUGCAAGUUUUCGUGUUUUGAAAAAAUAUUUAUGAUAAGAAAAAAUGAAAUCUUACGUUAAAAUGCAUUCUCAAAAUUUUUUAAACUUUUUCAAAAGUGCAAUUCAAAUAAUUUUUGACAUCACUGCAACGCAGGGAAUUUCAUGGCAUGUCACUAGAAUGCUGUCAAAUCGUAUAAAAUCACAGGAAAACUUAUGUACAUAUGUAUGUAAUGGGAUAUGUACCAUUCAAUGCACAUUUAUCAAUUGUAUUUGCUCAAGGAGGCGUUAAACCAAAGUGUCAGUGAGCAAUUAUUUCAUUAUUACCAUAUUCUGUGAAAAUAUGAAAAAUAAAAAGAAUUGGUUAUGAAAAAAUUUAAAUUUUUUUAUUUAAAAAUUUUU